Molecule: messenger RNA, 546 nt
Organism: Prunus mume (Japanese apricot)
Lineage: Eukaryota; Viridiplantae; Streptophyta; Magnoliopsida; Rosales; Rosaceae
Source: RefSeq, a predicted model, not a curated record
AUGGGCAUUGUUGUUGAUGGACGAACAAGAUUUAAUGAGCGAGGAAAUUACCAAAGUCACCAAGCCUCACAUAUGGCUACAUACUUUGGAAAUGUGCUAUCCAUUCCAUUUGGUGGGGAAAAAGUGGAAGACCUAGUUGAAAAGUCGUUGAAUUGGGUAGCUGAUGAAGUCCAUGAUUUUUUGAAAUGUGCUCUAACAAAGGAGCAUUUUUUGGGGUUGAUAGAUUGGGUUGAGGUUCAUAAACCGGUGCCAGCCUUGGCCAAGAUAUACUACAGUCGGAGUGAAGAGGGGCCUGCUUUUGUCGUGUCAUCGGGGCAAAGAUUUCCUGUUUCGAAGGUGGAUUUCGGGUGGGGACUGCCGGUUUUCGGGUCGUACCAUUUCCCGUGGGGCGGCAAUGCCGGGUAUGUGAUGCCAAUGCCGAGUCCGGCUAGGAAAGGUGACUGGAUUGUGUACAUGCACAUCUUCAAAGGGCAGUUGGAGUUAAUAGAGAAGGAGGCUGCUCAUGUGUUUAGACCCUUGACUUUUGAUUAUCUUAGUCAAAUUUGA